UGGAAGGCCUGGGUCCAGCAUCCGGAGGUGGGGGCGGCGGUUCCUGCGCGGAGAACCGAACUGACCCACGUGGGCCGGGCCGCCUCGCCCCGCCCCGCCGCGCAGACGCUGCCAGACUCCGCAGUACCCGCCCGAGGCUGGGCGCGCAGCGCGGCGACCCCCACAUUCACCCGGGCGGCGUGGACGCCCGGGCCAAAGGACCCCCGGUCUGCCGUGACCCGUUCCCAGCGAGCUGGGUUGAGUGGAACCAGCGCCAGCCCCGCGGGAGAGGGCGCCUCUAGGCCGCUGACUUCGGAUUUGCGAUCCUCCUGCCUCAGCCUUCCUAGUCGCUGGGAUUACAGGCGCACACCACCACACCUGGCUCCCUCACCCUUAAUGAUCAUCGAUUCUUCUAAUUCUAGCAAUGUGUGACCAGAUGUUCGCCAUCCAGCCAGGGCUAGCCGAAGGGGGCCAGUUCUUGGGGGGCCUGUCUCCUGGAGUAUGUCGACCCAAGCUGCAGCCAGACAGCAACUCCAACUUCUUGGAGACUGCCAGGGAUGCCAAUGAGAAUUGGCAUGGGAUGCCAAGCAAACUGGAACCCAUCCUGACAAGGAGCGCCUCUGAGUUGCCCUCUGACAACCAGGCCUUCCAGGCAUCUGGACUCCCUGAAGGGGGCAUCCGUAGCCCCCCAGAAGGUGCAGAGAUUCCUGGUGCUGAGGCUGAGAAGACAGGUGGUGCCAGCACUAUCUGCUCUCCUCUGGAGGACAAUGGCUAUGCCAGCAGUUCCCUGAGCAUUGACAGUCCUAGUAGCAGUCCUGAGCCUGCCUGUGGGACCCCUCGAGGCCCUGGCCCUCCAGAUUCCCUUCUGCCCUCGGUAGCCCAGGCUGUGCAGCAGCUGCAGGCUCAGGAGCGCUACAAAGAGCAGGAGAAGGAGAAACAUCAUGUGCACUUGGUGAUGUACCGUCGCCUGGCACUGCUCCAGUGGAUCCGGGGCCUGCAGCACCAGUUGGUUGACCAGCAGGCACGUCUGCAGGAGAGCUUCGACACCAUCCUAGACAACCGAAAGGAGCUUAUCCGCUGUCUCCAGCAGAGGGCACCACCAUCCAGAUCCCAGGACCAGGGCUAAGGGUGUGCCUCCAUAAGUGUGCAAGCAUAUAAGUGUAUGUUUGUAGGCAUGAAUGUGGUUGUGCACAAAUAAGUACAUGAUUAUUUGUUGGCAUGAAUUCAGGUAAGCAUGAGUGUAUAUGUGCUAACACACAGGCAUUUGUGUGUAGGCACAUGUGAAUGAGCUUCAAUGCACUGUGUGUGCACUUGUGUAAUACAAGCUAACUUUAUGAGUAAGAGUGAUUGUGUAUGUAUAGCAUGUAUGUAACAGUCAGUAAAUUUAUAUAUGCAUGUAUGGACAGAUACCCAGGAAUAUAUAUAUGCAUGAGGAAAGAUGUACAUGCAAAUGAUGUGUGUGCACAUACAUGGGUUUGCAUGUAGGCUUAUGGUGGGUGUAUGUGAGGGAAUCCUUGUUUGUUCAGGUCUAUGUGUAGGGAUGCAUGUGUGAAGGUGCAGGUAUGGGAAGUAUCUGUUGGGAACAUGCGUAUUUGCAGACAGACUCAUGAGCACGUGUGUUCAAAUACAUAUUUAGUUGCACCUGUGGGGCAUCUAUCUACCCACAUCCUGCUACCCACGGUCUACCCUGGCUUUUUUUCCUCCACUGAGUUCCACUGUUCCGUGGAGAGAAUGGGCUAUCUUACUGUCAUUUACCUGAAGGUUGUGACUGAUCCAUUCUCCUGGGGCUUCCCAGGCCAUGUUUCUUUUUCCUGUUCCUUCACUUAACCCUUGCUCUGCUAAGGCUGUUGUCCCUGAUUUUGGCUUUGAUUCUGGCCCACUGUGGCACUUUGACUGAAGUUUUGUUUGGGCAGUUGAUGAAGAAUGGAUAUCAGAGGGCCGUGGGGAAUCACGGCAGGGGUGAGAGUGGGGACAGAGAAUGAGAUAAGGUACUGUCCCUCUUGAACUCUGACUUUGACCACAGAGGAAAUGGGGGUGGGGGAAUGACAGUGGCAGAACUCUGUGAAGAAUAGGAGAAUCAGAAUUCUAAAAUACCCAUUCCCAAACAAACCAUAUUUCUCCCCUGGGAAAGGAGCUAUUGAAAACCACAUUAUUUUAAGUGUCUGAUGAAAAGGAGCGUGUACUUAUAAACUUACAAGUAACAGGCAAGGUGUUCCAGGGCCAUUAGAGAAAAUCUCACUUCCCUCUCUGGGCCUGUACUUCACUGUGCCUCUCUGGGUUUAGCAACAUUGGAUGUCUAAUUGUUUUGGUCCAUUUCUCUGAAAUCUGUCUGUUGGGAGGAACCAGAGCUUUCCAGGUGGACAGGGGACAAUGUCAACCUCCAGAAGCUCUUAGAAUGUCAGAUCAUACCCCUUUCUGUCACUGCAUAACCCUUUAAACAGAGAUUGACAGGUUCCAUGGAGCGUCAGAGGCUCCAUGAGUUGGAGAGCUGCUGAGUCUUCAGAACAAACAACUAAGGUAGCAGAGCUCUCUGCUUUGCUUCCGGGAGCCAAGAGAGAGCAACAUCUUGGUGAGCAGUGGCACAAAGGGAACAUCUAGCAGGCAAACAAUACCAUGGAAGUCGCUGCUGCUGUCUCUGUCCUCAGUCUCCCCAUCUGCAAAACAUGGAGACUUUUUCAGUCUGUCUCUAAAGAGUUCCAUCUCUUAUGGGUGGGUGAAAGAUAAAGGGAGUAGGCAUGAGGUAUGGGCCCUGGGGACUUUCCUCUCUGUAGAGCUUGCAUGUCGAAUGUGCACUUGGCCUCUGGACCAAUACAGGAACAAUAAACUGAA
This is a messenger RNA of Sciurus carolinensis (gray squirrel), 2808 nucleotides long. RefSeq names its product chromosome 1 C1orf216 homolog (gene C1H1orf216). The record is from RefSeq and is a predicted model, not a curated record. Lineage: Eukaryota; Metazoa; Chordata; Mammalia; Rodentia; Sciuridae. The transcript is spliced from 3 exons. The coding region runs from base 404 to 1105 and encodes 233 amino acids.